Paramormyrops kingsleyae is the source of this 2642-nucleotide messenger RNA. Its product is annotated as neurogenic differentiation factor 6-B-like. Gene Ontology annotation, molecular function: protein dimerization activity; E-box binding; DNA-binding transcription factor activity, RNA polymerase II-specific. The record is from RefSeq and is a predicted model, not a curated record. Gene Ontology annotation, cellular component: nucleus. Gene Ontology annotation, biological process: sensory organ development; positive regulation of transcription by RNA polymerase II; axon development. Lineage: Eukaryota; Metazoa; Chordata; Actinopteri; Osteoglossiformes; Mormyridae.
AUGGCAUGGGUACCAGCCCUGGCAGUUGGCAUCAGUGUCAUUUCUCAAAAGGGAGAGAUAAGGGGCCGGGAGGAAGAGGGAGAGUACAACAGAGUCGCACUGACAUCUCCAUCGCGAGGCACUGGGGCUGGUGUUUAAACCUGAACCUUUAUGGAACAUGAAAACACACAGUCCAGGACAAUGCUGACCGUACCCUUCCAAGAUCCUGAUGCCAUGCACGACGGCCAGUUCGGCGCAAACUUCACACGUGAAUACCAGGCUGACCGCAAAGUCCGAAAGCAAGACGCAACUUCCGAAAAGCCGGAGGCGGCCCCCAAACCAGAAGAAAAAGAAACACAGGAGGAAAACUCUGAAAAGGACGAAGACGACAGAGAGGAGGACCAAGACGAAAACGGGCUGCCAAGAAGGAGGGGGCCUCGGAAAAAGAAGACCAAGGGCCGAGUAGACAGGGUCAAGAUGCGACGCCAGGAAGCCAACGCCCGGGAGCGCAGCCGCAUGCACGGACUGAACGACGCUCUGGAGAGUCUCCGUAAAGUCGUGCCCUGUUACUCCAAAACGCAAAAGCUGUCCAAAAUCGAGACUUUGCGCCUGGCCAAAAACUACAUUUGGGCUCUUUCAGAGACUCUCAGCGCUGGCAAGAGACCUGAUCUUCUCGCCUUCGUGCAGACCCUAUGCAAAGGACUGUCACAGCCCACCACCAAUUUAGUGGCGGGAUGCCUGCAGCUCAACGCCAGAAAUUUUCUUACAGAUCACAAUGGGGAAGGGUCGUUCCCCGGCAGGCCCCCCUAUGAUGCAGUGUACCCGCCCUAUCCCAGCCCAGACAUGGGCACACCCGCAGGGCACGGCAGCGGCACCAUAGACAACGGAAAACCCUUCAGAGCGUACGGGUACUGCGGUGCGUACGAGUCGUUUUACGAGAACACCUCCCCGGAGUGUGUGAGCCCCCAGUUCGAGGGUCCGCUCAGCCCGCCCAUGAACUUCAACGGGAUUUUCUCCCUCAAACACGAAGACACACCAGACUAUGGCAAGAACUGUCACUACGGUAUGCGUUACUGCGCGAUGUCAGGCCGGACCCCCAUCGGGCAGACCUCAAUGUUCAGGGUGUCAGCCGAAAGCCAUUUCCCAUACGACCUGCACCUGCGCAGCCAGUCCUAUGCAAUGCAGGACGAGUUAAACGCCUCUUUUCAUAAUUAAUGAGAGAAAGUGAAGGUUUGCCAGGUAAUUAUUGAAAAUAUUUAUUUAUUUAUUUAUUCACUUGUUUGUUUAUUUAUUUGUUUGUUUGUUUGAAGCACAUUUGCAUUAUUUACAGUAUGCACAGUAUUUUUUACUAUAGGUUUGGCUAAAUUUGAAAUCGCAGUGCAGCCUAAUUAUUGUUUUAGCCUACCAAAAUUUGUAUAUGAAUUAUUGGCCAAAUUUUCCCCUUUAUCCACGGACGCCGUUUUUUUUAACUGACGUGUGCACCUAUAGGUAAUUAAAGAUUCCCUAACCUGGGUUAUUACGGAUAUCGAUUGCAUAUAUUUGUAAAAGGAAUGAUUAGUGACUAACAGCCUAGGGUCCGGCGUAACCCGUUUACGACAUUCUAUUGGGUAUUGUUUUCUAUAAAAGUUAAACUCAUCCUUACUGAAACACAAUCGGUGCACACUUUGAAUAUUACCAGAAGCCCAAGCAAUAAUGGCAAUACCAACUAUGCAACACAGAGCGGCUUUGAAUUCCCCUGAGUUCUGCGUUAUUGCAUUAUUUAGCGUUCAAGGUUCGUUAGAGGUUUGAUCCUACUCUUCUCAAUAACUAUUUGGCAAACAGUUUUCAGUUUAUUAAUUACGGAAUCCAAGUACGUUCCGUGUUUAUGUGAAAACACUAGCGUGCACAGGAGAAUAGAUAGAUAAUGAUUAAAAGUGUUUAAAUGUUACAUUGAAUAAUGCGUUACAUUUAAAACGGUGUUUUAAAUUAAAAUGAAUUAAUGUGAUCAAAUUAUCCGGUCUGUUGCUACUAGUUAUUUUUUAAGACAGCAUGUCCUUGGAGAAGUGUCUCCGGUUUUGAUGUGCAGGCCAAACCGCUUCAUGAGGACCACACACGUUUGCACGUCCAAUGGAAUCAAUGCAUGGACGAUUUUAUUUUAUUAGUCCUCAUGUCAUCAGCCUGGCGGCACAAAACCGUUUGUACAUAGCCGUACAGUUUACAUGUAUAUAUACAACUUGGAUACACCGUAUGCUUUGUAGCUGUUUAUAUAUGCAACUUUUAUUUUGUUUGUCCCAUUUAGUAUUUACAAUGGUACGGAUUUUAGUGUUUAUUUAUGUUGACGUAUUGUCCUUAGACAGUUAAAUCAUGUUUACAAGAUUACAUGUCAAUUGUAAGGAUGAAACCUGUGGAAUAUAUUCGAUGAAAGUUCAGACUUUGUCUCCUAAUUGAAAACGGUUAAAAUUGCCUUAAUUUAAAUGAAAUAUUCGGCACGUAUCAGUUAUGCAACGGCAUGAGUGUUGGAAAAACGGCUUUAGGCUUUGUACAGUAGUUUAUUUUGAUCUUUUAUGAUGAAAGUUUUCGUGAAGAAAAACCCAUAAUGCACUAAAUAUUUGUUCUGCACAUUUGUAUUAAACUAAGUUGUUUUGUAUUGCUAAACGAAUAAUAAAAUGCCAAGCAAAACUCAA